Molecule: messenger RNA, 435 nt
Organism: Acaulospora colombiana
Lineage: Eukaryota; Fungi; Glomeromycota; Glomeromycetes; Diversisporales; Acaulosporaceae
Source: the annotation of a GenBank genome assembly
AUGUUCAUACCUCGAGCGAUCAAGAGAACCUCCACCACUCCCUCGAAACCAAGCAAAAAACCAAAGACAGCAAAAGAAGAGAAUACAGAAAUAACAAAUGCCAUUCUUUCAGAAACAAUCCCAACUGCUUCGCAAGUAAAACCAGAUGCGUCGGGGGAAGAUGUCGCUAUUUUUCAACGUUCGUCAAAGAAUUCCCCUGAACGAGGUUUCCAUUCACUCGAGCUAGCCGUUCUACCGGAGAUCAGAGACUUUUGCGAGCAACCGACUCACCUUCACCACGAACAAACAAGCGGUCCAGAAGCUGAAACCGGGGGUAAGCCGGUCUCACAGAAUGAUCAGGAUGCAGUUAAAGAGUACAGCCAUCAACAGCGCACACCUUUAAACGGAGAACCUGUCUGCGUGGUUUGGUACGACCAAGUCUUUGUUGGACUGUGA